ACAGUUCAAACAAUUGAUCAUCUGUGGACUUAAAGACCUGUACGGAGAGGUGAGCACAUAGUUGGAGCUUCUUUUCCAUUUGAUUUGCUUAAGUAUGAUCAGAACAAACUGACCGGGAUACUGAGAGUGUACAACAGCGGGCUGGUGAAAUUGUGGAGCGCAUUAACGUUACUGGGAUCAUAUCAGAAUGAGGCUUGUGCAUUCAGAGUCCUGCAGGUGUCGCCGUUUUUACUAGCAUUGUCUGGGAAUAGCCGUGAGCUGCAGUUUGGAGACCAACUGACACUGUGAGGUGGGCCUACAAAAAAUACCUUGGAAAAAAUGACAUUUUUUCUCAGAAGAAUUAUAUUCAGCAGGAAUAUAUACCAUUUUUUCAACUCAGCAUUGACAGUUCCUGCAACUCUGACAGUAGGGCACAGGUCGCUUUACGUGGGUGAACGGGCCUCGCUAAACAAAACAUUCAGUGCCAGAGAUGUCGCACUUUUUGCUGAGCUGACAGGGGACACAAAUCCUCUCCACCUCAACCCCGAAUAUGCCAAAACAACCUCUUUCGAGUCCCCCAUUGUUCACGGAGUGCUGAUUAAUGGUCUGAUCUCAGCAGUUUUGGGGACCAAGCUGCCCGGCAAAGGCUGCGUGUUUCUCUACCAGGAAAUACGCUUUCCGGCACCCCUCUACAUCGGAGAGGAGGUUGUGGCGGAAGCGGAGGUCAAAAAGAUUAAAAUGUCCUUCGCUUUUAUUUCUGUUUCCUGCUCUGUCAAAGACAAGGUGGUCAUGGAGGGAGAGGUCAUGGUCAUGAUGCCACAAGACGCACAACAAUCAUGAGGAAUCUGAAUGAAUGCUGUUGUUCAGUUGUUUAUGUGCUCCCAGGAAUUAAAUGGUCUUUCUUAGACAAUAGAUUAAAUAUUCCUUGUUUUCUGUUCUCUGAGAAGCUGUUUGAAUAAUAGUGUCUUACAAAAAUAAACAGCUUUUUGACUUCA
This is a messenger RNA of Carassius gibelio (silver crucian carp), 974 nucleotides long. RefSeq names its product hydroxyacyl-thioester dehydratase type 2, mitochondrial-like. The transcript has 4 exons. Bases 319 to 819 code for a protein of 166 amino acids. Lineage: Eukaryota; Metazoa; Chordata; Actinopteri; Cypriniformes; Cyprinidae. The record is from RefSeq and is a predicted model, not a curated record.